Molecule: messenger RNA, 1245 nt
Organism: Naegleria gruberi
Lineage: Eukaryota; Heterolobosea; Eutetramitea; Acrasida; Naegleriidae
Exons: 2
Biological process (GO): maturation of SSU-rRNA from tricistronic rRNA transcript (SSU-rRNA, 5.8S rRNA, LSU-rRNA)
Cellular component (GO): small-subunit processome; 90S preribosome; nucleolus
Molecular function (GO): protein binding
Source: RefSeq, a predicted model, not a curated record
AUGAACAUUGCCUCCAAGAAUUAUGGUGUGCUUGUUUAUGAUUUGGAAGGUAAAAAAUCACUUUCGGAAAUUAUUCAAAACUCCAAGUUGAAGGCAAAAUAUAACAUGGAUGCCAAGAAUUACUUUAACUUGAUUGAUGACUUGGAAUUCCCAACUGCUUGUAAUAAUAUUUGUUUAGCAGCUGAUGAAAACCAUUUGUGGACAUCAGGUAUCUACAAGCCACAACUCCGUUGUUUUACUCUUGAUGAUUUGUCAAUGAAAUUCAAGAGACACGUAGAUCUUGAAAUUAUUAAAAUUUGUCCACUCACUUCAGAUUUUAGAAAAUUGGCAACUCUUUGUCAAGAUAGAUAUAUUGAAAUUCAUGCUCAAUGGGGUAGUUACUAUAGAUUCAGAAUUCCAAAAUAUGGUAGAGAUUUAGUUUAUCAUGACCAUAGUGCAGAAUUGGUUAUGGUUGGCUCAUCUAAUGAAAUUUAUAGAUUCAAUCUUGAACAAGGCAUGUUUAGAAAACCAACAUUAAGUUAUACAAAUACAGAAGCUAUCAAUACUGUAAGAAUUAACCCAGUUCACCAACUUUUUGGACUUGGGUGUGAUAAUGGAUUUGUGGAAUGUAUGGAUCCAAGAUCAAAGAGAAUUAUUGGAUGUAUUGAUGCUUGUGGAUCAAUUAACACUAUGCUACCAUCAGAAGUAUCUUCAUCUUCAAUAACAGCUUUCGAAUUUGAUAAUGAUGGUAUUGGAUUUGCAGUUGGUACAAAUGCUGGUAAAGUUGGAUUAUUCGAUUUGAGAAAACAAGGUGCUGUCUAUAUUAAGGACCAUAACACUGAUUUACCACUUGUUAAAAUUGCUUAUCAUGAUUCAUCAAAGAAUAUCUUCUCUGCAGAUACUCAACUUGUCAAGAUUUGGGAUAAAUCAAAUGGCAAUAACUAUACAAACUUGGAAUUAUCGGCAAAGAUUAAUGAUUUCUGUAUAAUUCCAAACAGUGGUAUGAUUCUUGUUGGUGGUGAAAGAUCAAAGAUAAAACCAUACUAUAUUCCAAGUUUGGGACCUGCUCCAAAGUGGUGCUCAUUUGUGGAUCAAAUCACAGAAGAACUCGAAGAUUUCAAGAAGAAUACUGUUUACCAAGACUUUAAAUUCCUUACAAUGGAAGAAAUUCAAGAUCUUGGAUUGGAAGAUUUAUUCGGAACAGAUCUUUUACGACCAUACAUGCACGGUUUCUUCAUCAAGAUGUCCCUCUAUAGAAAGGCUCUC